Capsicum annuum is the source of this 2638-nucleotide messenger RNA. Its product is annotated as indole-3-acetaldehyde oxidase. The record is from RefSeq and is a predicted model, not a curated record. Gene Ontology annotation, molecular function: 2 iron, 2 sulfur cluster binding; oxidoreductase activity; iron ion binding. Lineage: Eukaryota; Viridiplantae; Streptophyta; Magnoliopsida; Solanales; Solanaceae.
GUGAAGCUGUUUAUGUAGAUGACAUUCCUUCACCACCAAACUGCCUGCAUGGAUCGUUUAUCUACAGUACAAAACCAUUAGCUGGUGUCAAGGGAAUCCAGCUCGAGCCUAGUCAAUUAACAGAAGGAGUCACCACCGUAAUUACUUAUAAAGAUAUCCCAACAGGAGGGGCAAAUACAGGAUCUAUUACACCGUUUGGCUCCGAGCCCUUAUUUGCAGAUGAUCUCGCCAGAUUCGCUGGAGACAGAAUUGCAGUUGUGGUUGCUGACAGUCAGAGGUUGGCUGACCUUGCUGCUAGAACGGCCGUUGUUGAAUACGAUAUUGCAAAUAUAGAUUCUCCCAUUUUAACUGUUGAGGAAGCUGUUGAGAAAACUAGCUUUUUUCAAAUCCCGCCAUUUUUAUAUCCAAAACAGGUUGGUGAUUUCACAAAAGGAAUGGCUGAAGCUGAUCACAAAAUCCUCUCUGCUGAGAUACGACUUGGUUCCGAGUACUAUUUUUAUAUGGAGACACAGACUGCCCUUGCAAUUCCAGAUGAAGACAACUGCAUGGUUGUUUAUACUUCAAGCCAGUACCCUGAGAACGCGCAUCAUGUGAUUGCCAGUUGUCUUGGUAUUCCCGAACACAAUAUCCGUGUAAUUACAAGAAGGGUUGGAGGUGGCUUUGGGGGCAAAUCAUAUAGAUCAACGCCUGUUUCCACAGCCUGUGCACUUGCAGCAUACAAGUUAAGACGACCUGUCAGGAUAUAUGUCAACCGGAACACUGACAUGAUAAUUACAGGAGGACGACAUCCGAUGAAAGUAACAUAUAGUGUGGGAUUCAAGUUAAGCGGCAAGAUCACAGCAUUACAUCUUGAUAUAUUGAUAAAUGCUGGGAUCACGGAAGAUAUAAGCCCCAUCCUACCAUUAGAUGUGAUUAACGCAGUAAAAAGAUAUGAUUGGGGUGCCUUAUCUUUCGAUGUAAAACUAUGCAAGACGAAUCUCACCAGUAAAUCAUCUAUGCGGGCUCCCGGGACAGUGCAAGGAUCUUAUAUUGCCGAAGCUAUAAUAGAGCAUGUAGCAAGUUUGCUGUCGAUGGAGGUGGACUCUGUCAGAAAUGAAAAUGUUCAUACAUUUGAAAGCCUUAACUUAUUCUAUGAUAACAUUGUACCAGAAGUAGGAGAAUAUACAUUGCCUAGUAUCAUGGAUAAGUUGGUCAUGUCGUCGAGCUUUUUUCAACAAAAGAUGUUAGAACAGUUCAACCAGAAAAACACUUGGAAGAAAAGGGGUAUAUCUCGAGUUCCAGUUGUGUUUGAAGCUACGGAACGAGCUACCCCAGGAAAAGUCAGUAUUCUGCAAGACGGAUCGAUUGUUGUAGAGAUUGGAGGUGUUGAAAUUGGCCAAGGACUAUGGACAAAGGUUAGACAGAUGACUGCUUAUUCUCUUGGUUUAAUUGAAAGUAGUUGGGCCAAAAGCCUUGUGGAGAAAGUACGAGUCAUACAAGCAGACACCUUAAGCGUAGUGCAAGGCGGACUAACGGCUGGAAGCACUACAUCAGAAUCAAGCUGUGCAGCUGUUAGGCUUUGCUGUAAUGUCUUGGUUGAAAGACUGACCCCUCUGAAGAAACAGUUGCAGGGAAAAAAUGGAUCUGUUGAUUGGCCAACGCUGAUUCGCCAGGCACAAAUGCAAUCAAUAAACUUAGCUGCAAAUUCUUAUUAUGUGCCAGAAUCGAGCUCCUUGAAGUAUUUGACCUUCGGCGCUGCUGUCAGUGAGGUGGAGAUAGAUGUUCUGACCGGAAAGACUACCAUUUUGCAGUCGGAUAUUAUUUACGACUGCGGGCAGAGCUUGAAUCCUGCUGUUGAUUUGGGACAGAUUGAAGGGUCCUUCGUACAAGGAAUUGGAUUUUUCAUGCACGAAGAAUAUCUAACAAAUGAAGACGGGUUAAUGGUCUCAAAUAGCACGUGGACAUACAAGAUCCCGACUAUUGACACCAUACCCCAAAAUUUCAAUGUUCAUGUCUUAAAUAGUGGACAUCACGAAAAACGUAUUCUCUCAUCCAAAACAUCUGGUGAACCGCCGCUGCUUCUGGCAGCUUCGGUCCAUUGUGCAACAAGAGCAGCUGUUAAAGCAGCACGUGAACAACUCAAACUAUGGGGCAAGAUCGACGGGUCUGUUUCAGAAUUCUAUCUGGACGUCCCAGCCAUCUUACCCAUUGUGAAGACACAAUGUGGCCUGGAUUAUGUAGAGAAGUUCUUAGAAACUUUGCUGGCUCAGAAAUCUAACUAAAUGUGCAUCAACAUGUUUCAAGUGAUACCAAACUAUGUUGCUCGAACUCUCCAAAAUGUUGUCAUACCUAUGUCGGUUCCUCGAAAAAUACACUACUUUUCGAAAACCCAACACACACCCAAGGGCAUUUCUAUCAUGUCUACGACAUCUUUGAUACUCACCAAAUUUGAAACUGGUAAGUACAUGACUAUGUAAUAGAUGAUUUUGUAAUAAGGUGAUUUUGUAUAUAAUCCAUAUGAUAGAUGCCUAUGUAAUAGACUGGACCACUGCAGCAACAUGACUUCUUCAAGGUACUUGUGCCUAUAAAAAGGGCAUUGUAAAUAGGAACAAAGGGCACCCAAAAAAUAAAUUGAAAUAGUAGUUGCUACCUUUUACUA